Molecule: messenger RNA, 2089 nt
Organism: Panicum virgatum (switchgrass)
Lineage: Eukaryota; Viridiplantae; Streptophyta; Magnoliopsida; Poales; Poaceae
Product: non-structural maintenance of chromosomes element 4 homolog B-like
Exons: 7
Coding region: 356-1654 (432 amino acids)
Biological process (GO): DNA repair
Cellular component (GO): nucleus; Smc5-Smc6 complex
Source: RefSeq, a predicted model, not a curated record
UGCUCGCUCGUGCUAGGCCAUCCCGCCGGUGCUGCCCGAGCUCUUCUUGGCAGGCGGCAGCCUGAGCUCCUCCCGGCGGCAGGGGCCCGAGAUCUUUCCGGCGGCCGCCCGAGCUCUUCGCGGCGGCGGCGGCCCGAGCUCUUCCUGGCGGCGGCGGUGCGAGAUCUUCCCGGCGCCCCUCCUCGCCGGCGCCCCACCCGCCGCACGCCACCUCGCUGCCGCCCCACCCGCCGUGCACCACCCGCCGCGCCACCCACCCACGGCGUCCCAGUUUCCGGCGCGUCACCCGCCGCGCGCCACCUCGCCUCCGCUCCGCACGGCACCGCACCGCGGCGAGGCCUGCGCGAGGGAACAGAUGUGGAACAGCACGGGGAGCAGUGCAUUCGGGACCGGCGGCGGCGCGGGCGAGCGGGGCAGCGCCGUCGGCGGGGGAGCGGAGCGUGUUGGAGUUGGAGAGCGAGAAAUCGCGGAGGCGGGGCUUGACCCGGAGGAAGAAGGCCGGCGUGGACGGGUCGGAGGAGAGGAGGUUGAAGAACUCGGCGGCCAGCGCGAAGGGCGCGCGCGCCGGGGAGCCGAGCGGGCCGCGCCCCGCGCGGACGGUGAGCGCGAAGAAGGGGAGGCCCGGGUCGUCGGGGCGGUACCAGAGGCGGAGCGCGGGGCCCCACGCGAAGGCGGCGAUGAGGUUGAAGCGGAGCUCCCGCGGGUCGCCGACCGCCGCGAGGCCGGGCUGGAACGCCAGCCCGAGCACGCCGAUCGGCACCUCAGCCCGCAUAAGCGGCCGGUCGUCGUCGCAGAACUUGAUCCACACCUUCAACGGCCUCGUCCGCUGCCGUGGCAGGAGGAGUUCGCCGCCGCCUGGGGCCAGAGCUGCGAGGAGAGGGGCGCGCUCCGGUCGGCCUACGGCGCGGCCAGGGAGAUGAUACGCGAGCUCAAGGAUGAUCCUGCUCUCGACAAGUUCGACGCCGCCAUGCAUAGGAUUGAAAAGCUUCAUGAGAAAGUGCAAAGACCACUGGAGCAGCUCUCAGAUGCUGAGGCUCUGCUGGAUCUUGCUGAUGUUCUAGUCUCAUCUACCAAGGCGGAAAACAGAGAUGGGCCGACCCCAUCUGAAUUUGUUACAGCCCUGCUCAGGAAAUUCGGUGGUACAGCCACACCGCUUGAUGAUUCUAAUGAGCCAUUCUCCUGGUCGAGUCUUGGUGGUGCAGCAUCGACAUUGUUCAUGACAGCAACCGGGUGCCAAACAAUGCAUGGUCCAAUGGGUCGUGAAAUCAAGGAACGGAGGCAUGCGUUUAGAAGAGAAUCUGUCCGCUUAGACAGUAGACCUGCAGAGCCUCAUGCAUUGGCGCUAGACCAGGAUGAAAGGAAUGACACCGACAAGAACAUAGCUGUCAUGUUCGACCUCCUAUGUCAUCACAAAAGUGUAAAGCUGGAACAUCUCAUUCUGAACCGGCAGUCCUUUGCGCAAACCGUUGAGAACAUAUUUGUGCUCUCAUUUCUGGUGAAGGAUGGGAGAGCUGAGAUAAAUGUGGUUGAUGGUGGGGAUCAUUUUGUCGCUCCAAGGAAUGCUCCUGCAGCUGGAUUGAUAACCUCCAGGAAAGUUUCCAAUAGCCAAUUUGUGUUCCGGUUUGAUACUGAAGAUUGGCAGAUAAUGCAAUGAGUGGUCAACCCAGGAGAGGAAGUAAUGCCUCACAGAAGCAGUUACCAUGGAGGUGAAUACAGGAACACACAAUCAUGUUCUGCUCGUGAUUGCACUAAGUUGGGUUCAGAUUCCAAGCACCUGAAAGAAGAGAAUUUUGCAAAAGAAGACUCAGUAGAGUUCACAAAUGACGAAGCAGUGAUGGAGAACUUGACCAAUUGGUGCUCUGAAGAUGACACUCUGAAGAAGAGGAAAAGACUGUGUCGCUAGGAGGUUGUUUUCUGCAGAUGACUAGGAAGAAAGGGUAACUGAGCGACGAAGUAGGCUCGCUGACAUAGCAAGUUAACACUAUUUUGAAGAAACUGGUUACAAAGCGGUUGUAGGCAUGAUUAGGCAUCUUUUCUUUCCCCUUUUGUUUCUGCUAGGAGGAAAUGAUGCUUCAGAAGUUCAGAUUAA